UUUCAGUUUAUAUUUUCAGUUUUAAUUUUUUAAGUUUUUUUAUUUUCUAAAUUCAACAUAUUCUAACUACAAGUAAUUUACUUAGUUAAACUUCGCUACUUUGAUUUUUACAAUAUCAUAAUUGUGUAUUUAAAAUUUUCUUCUGUCAUCCUUAAAAUUAUGAAUUUUGUAUAAUUUAAUUGAUAAAAUAAUUAUUAAAUUUUUUUUUCCAUUUUAUGGUAGUANAAUUUGUAAGAACAGAGUAUCAAGGAGAAAAUACUGAGCUUAUUGCAAAGACUUUAACAGAAGCUUUUGGAGUAUAAAUUAUAAAUUAUAUAGAUAAAAAAUGGAUUCUACAAAGAAUUGAAUUUAGAAUAUGAUUAAUUGUAUGAGGAAUUUAAGUCUUUCUUAAUAAAUCGUACAUAUAAAUGGAUAUUAGUCUAUUAUGAGAAAGAAUCAUAUGAAAAAAAUAUCUAUAAUAUAAUAGCUGUAGUUUCUUACACAGACAUUAAUGAAGUUAGAUUGACAGAAUAAUAGUUAUCUAUAAAAGAUUUCAAUAUUAUUCCCAAACUGAGUCUAGUCAGAUAGUAUGUUCGUUACAAGGCUUUAAAGGACUUUUUUGAUAGAUAUAAUCCAAAAUAGGGAGAAUGUUUUGUUAUUGGAACUUUUGGAUUUUCAUCUAAAUUUAUGGGGUCAAAGCAUUCUAUGAAAAUAUUCCUUGACUCCAUCGAAUUCAUGUAUUCAUAAGGAUUUAAAUUUGGCUUUGGAUGGACAGAAAAUGAUAUUGCUAAAAAUUUAUAUGAUAAAAAUGUCAAUGUUUGGGAAGAAGAAUAACUAUUAACAGAUAUUUAUGUGGAAGAAACCAAGACAUAUCCUUACUAGAAUAAUAAAUUUAAGAAGGCACUCUAUUUAGGUGAUGUAGGUAAAUCCAUUAUUCAAUUAAGAAAAAUUUUGGGAUACACUUAAAAUGUAUCUACCAUUAACACGAUUUAAUGA
Messenger RNA from Paramecium sonneborni, 975 nucleotides. The record is from the annotation of a GenBank genome assembly. Lineage: Eukaryota; Ciliophora; Oligohymenophorea; Peniculida; Parameciidae.